CUUUCUUUUCACUUUCUUCGUUGUCUCUCUCUGUCUACACGCUUGUUGCUGUGUUGUGUGUGCCCACUUCCUCUCUCUCUUCUCUCUCUUCGCACCAUAACCUUUUCAUCUUUAACAGAGGAAGAAGCUAAACUCUUCCAAGUUAAUUUUAGCUUCAAAGUUUUUAGAAACCCCAUCCUAAAAGCUCCCUUUCUAUUUCUAAGCAUUGAUCUAAAUCAAACAAGCUUAUAUAAACUAAACCCCAUAAAUAAAAAUCAAACCUUUUAUUUUUUUUUUAAUUUUCCUCUGUUUUUGACUUUCCCCUGUUUUCAAAUGGUGGUGAAGAUGAUGAAGUGGCGGCCAUGGCCGCCGCUAGUUACUAGGAAAUACGAGGUGAAGCUAACGGUGAGGAGAUUAGAAGGUUUGGAUCUGAUGAGCUCAGCAGCUGAGAAGGAGAGAUUGACGGUGGAGAUUCGGUGGAAAGGGCCUAAGGCGACGUUGGGAUCUCUGAGGAGGUCGUCGGUGAAGAGGGACUUCACAAAGGAAGCUGCUGUGGCGGGGGAAAGCGACGUCGUUUCGUGGGGAGAGGAAGAGUUUCAGAGCUUGUGCUCUCUCACUUCUUAUAAAGAGGAUACUCUGUUUUAUCCUUGGGAGAUUGCUUUCUCUGUUUUCACCAAUGGAAUGAAGCAAGGGCAGAAGAAUAAAGCUCCUCUAGUUGGAACAGCAUCUUUAAAUCUAGCUGAAUACGCACGUGUAACCGAUCAAAGAGAGUUUGAAUUAAAGAUUCCUCUCACGCUCUCUGCUUGUAUAGCCUCUGAGCCACAUCCCUUACUCUGUGUAUCAUUGAGCCUCCUUGAGCUUAGAACCACACCAGAAACCUCAGACUCACAAACAGCUGUCGUCCCUGUCCCAUCUCCACCACCAGAAACCCACCAAACCGAGAAGGAAGAUGUUUCUGCAAUCAAAGCAGGUCUAAGAAAAGUCAAGAUCUUUGUUUCCACAAGGAAAGCAAAGAAGGCUUGCCACCGGGAGGAAGAAGAAGAAGCAGAAGAAGGAGGUAGAUUCUCAAGCUUUGAAUCAUCAGAAUCACUUGACCUUUCCGAGGAAGCUUCUGAUGAAUGCAAAGAAGAUUUGAUGAGUGUGAGAAAGUCUUUCUCCUACGGACCUUUGUCUUAUGCAAACGGUGUUGGAAGUUCGUUAAACCGUUGCACAGAAGUUAGAGAAGAAGAUGAAGAUUGGGUUUAUUAUAGCCACAGGAAGUCUGACGUAGGAGGAGGAGGAGGUUGCUGCUCUGACGUUGAAGAGGCUUCUUCUAGUUUGGUGUAUGAGACAUCAUUACUUCUUCCACGUCGUAGCAUAUUGCCAUGGAGGAAGAGGAAGCUGAGCUUUAGGUCUCCAAAGGCCAAAGGAGAGCCUUUGUUGAAGAAAGAUAAUGGAGAAGAAGGUGGAGAUGACAUUGAUUAUGAUCGGAGACAACUUAGCUCAGAUGAAGCUCUUUUGAGGAGCAAAACAGAUGAAGAAUCUUCAUCAGCAAAUCCUACACAAUCUUCAUUCUUGGAGUUUGGAGACGACAGUUUCGCUAUUGGAAGCUGGGAAGAGAAAGAAGUGGUAAGCAGAGACGGACACAUGAAGCUUCAGACAAGUGUCUUUCUUGCUUCCAUCGACCAGAGAAGCGAGCAAGCAGCUGGUGAGAGUGCAUGCACAGCUCUUGUAGCUGUUAUCGCAGAUUGGUUCCAAAAGAACAGUAAUCUCAUGCCUAUCAAGUCUCAGUUCGAUAGUUUAAUCAGAGAAGGCUCAUUAGAGUGGAGAAACCUCUGUGAAAACGAGACCUACAUGCAGCUAUUCCCUGACAAGCAUUUUGAUCUCGACACUGUGUUACAAGCAAAGAUCAGGUCUCUAACUGUUGUCCCAGGGAAGUCCUUUGUCGGUUUUUUCCAUCCAGAAGGGAUGAUCAAUGAAGGAUGCUUCGAGUUUCUGCAAGGAGCUAUGUCUUUCGAUAGCAUUUGGGAUGAGAUUGAUAAUGAUGACUCUCCUCCGCGUGUUUACAUUGUGAGCUGGAAUGAUCACUUCUUUGUACUCAAAGUUGAAAACGAAGCUUAUUACAUCAUUGACACGCUUGGAGAGAGGCUUUACGAGGGUUGUGAUCAAGCUUACAUUUUGAAGUUCGAUGAUAAAACCGUUAUCCACAAGAAUGUCCAAGCAGAGGAAUCGGAAUCUGAACCUGUGUCUGAACCAGAGGUUGUGUGCAGAGGGAAGGAGUCAUGUAAAGAGUAUAUUAAGAGCUUCUUGGCGGCGAUACCGAUAAGGGAGUUGCAAGAGGAUAUCAAGAAAGGCUUAGCCUCGACUGUUCCUGUGCAUCAACGCUUACAGAUCGAGUUUCAUUACACGGAGAUGAGUAGAGACAAUGAUGUCGUCGCUCUCUGA
This is a messenger RNA of Eruca vesicaria subsp. sativa (arugula), 2403 nucleotides long. NCBI's taxonomy places the organism in Eukaryota, Viridiplantae, Streptophyta, Magnoliopsida, Brassicales, Brassicaceae. The record is from the annotation of a GenBank genome assembly.